CACGCCCACUGCCCAACAUAUGUCACACCACCCACCGCGCCAUCCUCGUCGUCCACAGCAUCGCGCACCCCUAGUCUCUUGAUUUUCCAGCCUCGAGCUCGCUGCAUCCGCUACUUUGCGUCAUCUCGAGCUUUCAUAUUGUGCCGCAGUGUGCCCAAUUUUAUUACGCCAUACACGACUUCCUCACUUUCCGCGCUUGUCUUCCUUGUCGUCUCCCAUCACCUAGGGCCCGUCGCCCGCCGCCUCUCCUCUCCCGUUCAUGGGAAUCAUCCUGUCAUUAUUCUUCCCCGCUUGUACAUGACCACAGAUAAUUCCGCCUCGAGCGCUUGUAGCUCGUCCUCCCGCUCAUCGACUUCUAGCACAGGAUAUCCUCGCUCCCCUGCUUCCACUGCGCCACCCUCUCCCUUUUCCGAAGCACCGUCGUCCCCAGGCCUUACCAACCCCUUCUUCGAGCAGCGGCAACAGCCUGAGAGAGCGCCGUACAAUCCUCAUGCCGUUGGAUUGGGCAUCAUUGCACCUCAGCCUAUCGUCGGGCCUUUCCCGACCAUCGGACGUCCUUCACUGUCCCAGGUUCAGUCGAGGUCGUCGCCGGCACUCCUGCGUCAGCGGAGACACUCCACCGGUCCUGCUCACCCAGACAGCCCAGGUGAAUAUUUCGUGCACGAACUUCAGUCGACAGAGGACAUGCAGCUGCUACCUCAGUCGCCCAGCAUGCCGGCGAUGCUAUCGCAGACCGCCGCGGACCUCGCAGACCCGCUGGGAAGCGUGUCGAGCACUUCGGGUGCUAGUACUCGGGGCGCCGGCCUCCAGAUCGCGAUCCCGCCACCCAUCCUCAGCAACUCGACGUCGACACCAUCUCCACCCCUGCUUCAGCCUCCGGCAGCUGACCUGCUACCGUCCAGAGCCGGCUCUAAUGCCCUCACUAUUGGCUCCGAGCAGGCGCAGCCAUUUGCGCAGGAGUCCGCUUCAUUCUUCAACCUGGAUGACGCGGCAUUUCCGACGGGCGCCGACGCUGUUCAGGCGGACGUCAACCUGGACUUCACCGAGUUCGACUCGGAAGGGCUCAAUGCCCUCGAGAAGAUUUACCUAUUCUCGCGGAGUCGGGCUGGCUUCCACCGCGUCUUCAUCGUACAUGCCUUGCCAAGGUACUUGGGCGCAGAAGACGUGGAAGGCGGGCAUUACCCAAGUCGUGAACAGGUCGAUCAAAUCGCCCCUGCGGACGCGGUAGAAUACGUGCUUCCGUUGCUCAACGGCCUCGCCCUUGACGAAGAUGAAACCGUCAAGGAGGCACUCGCUUCGGAGCUGAUCAGCAUCAUGUGGUGGUUCAUAACCCACUGUCAGGUCGUUGAGGAUGAGGGCAUCCCAAUGCUUGCAGAGGCAACUGGUGCCACGCCGCAGCCACGCGAGCAGCAAGCCCCGUCAAAUGAAGCAGACGUCAUAACAAUUUCCGUGCAGGCCUUCACCCCAAUUUUGGGGACGUUGCUUCUCAGCCAAAAUGCUCUUGUCGGCACGCCCGCCCGUAAUGCCGUCGUCGAACUGCUCAAGCGCAUUUGGCAUGCCGACGAACGCGAGGCCGGCCGACCUCCCCAUCCCCUGGCCGAGGACGAACAGCCACGACCUGACUUCGACGUGGGCCUUCUUCAGCAGCAUGAGCGGCGCCUCCUCGAGCGCGAGGUUGUCCACCAAGUUGUCAUUGGCAUGGGCCGUCUCGACUUGCCGGAUACAGACGAAGGGCCGCUCUCGACAAUCUCGACACCACGCAGCACCGGGGAACACCACCGUGACACUACGGAGUCGCAAAGUCUGGAGUACCCGAUUCAGACGCCACCUGGACCCGAUACCUCUACUGCGGGUUCGACACCGCUCGCUGUCCCCGCCGGAGCUGCUCAUGACUCGUAUUUCCCCGCAUUCGCACCCCAUAUUCACCCCACCGCGGCGCCAGCUUCCUCUCCGACUGGUCAGAUGGCACACAGUGCAGCCGAGGAGACGUCGAUGGAAGGCAUCAUCACGCCCCCCGCGUUCAAGCUGAACCUGCCGCCCCCUUCUCCCCGUAGGGAAGCGGCGGUUAACACGCCUGCCUGGGGUGUUUCUUCGCCUAUGCAAACCACUCCGACCGCCACUGUUCCCCAACCUUCUGUCGUUGACUCAGCACUAGCGUCCGCGGGUGUUCAAGUCACAACCCAGCCCUCCCCUGUGCUCUCGCCCUCCCCUCCAUUCGCGCCGACAGCAGUCGUUGCUGACAUUUCCUCUGGCUCGACUUCAUCGAACUCCAUCGAUUCGCAAAGCUCCACGCCUUCGCUGAUUUCUUCGUCGACAUCGUCGUCGAUCUCAACGGAUUCGUCGACAUCCUUGCUCACGCCCAGCAACAGCAGUUCUGCAUUGGCAAUCUCAGACUCCGCUAUAUCUGCGUCACCAGGCGAGAUGGAGCUUGAAUCGAGCGUAUCCGGCCCUUACUCCGAAACGACCAUCAGCGCGGAGAAGGACGUCGUCAUGACGCCUGUAAAGGUCGCAAGCCCUGCCCCGUACCGGCUAGACGUUGUUCAGGAGAACUCUGAAGGCGGAGAUUAUUUCUCGGCCGCCGCAGAAACGCCCAUCACUGGACCGCAAGAGAGCAGAGGAACACCGCUGUCUGCAUGGCUCAGCGCUGGCCUUCCCGAGGGCGAUGUGAGCAUGCAGGACGUCAGUCCCCAGGAGGUCGAGAUGGCUGGCGAGGAAGAGGGCGACAUCAGCGAAGAGGCUGCGAUGGGGAGACUGUCGAGUAUGAGCUUGAUGGCAGCUGUAACUGCGAGCGGUGGCUUGAAGGAGGAGACGCAGAACGCCUUCGUGACCGAGGUAGAACGUGUAGGACGCGACCCGGUUUACUGGGUCAGGCGCGAGGCCGCAUUUGCCGUCGGCGCGUUGGCCAAGGUUGUUCAGAAUGAACUUGUCACCUCGACCUUGCUCCCUCUAUUUGUGUCAUUGUACCAGGACCCAACUUGGCAUGUCCGACACUCGGUCCUGUUUGCGCUUCCGGCAAUCCUUUCCAAGCUGUCGCCGCAACGUCGUCGGUCUCUGGCGCUUGACGUCAUCUUACCACUCGCGUCAGACGAGUCUCCUACCGUCCGAUCGGCCGUUCUGGAAUCCCUUGGCGAAGUGAUCUACGCGUUCCACGGAGAUUCGGACGGCCCGCCUGGGGAGCUGCUCAAUAUCUUCCUGGGCAUCCGGGACGGUCACAUACCUCCAAAUCGCCGCGAGGACGACAGUCAACCGCCAUUGGCUCGCAUGCCAGGAUCCGGCCCAUCUUCGGAGUCAAGCUUCAGCGACAUUGCAGAGUCGCCAGAAGUCAUCAGCUCGCAUGACAUCUAUGAUGACCCCGCACGUCCUCUCGUAUGCGCCUUCAACUUCCCAGCCGUUGCUUUGACAUUGGGGAGGGAUCGCUGGCCGGAGCUGCGCCCGUUGUACCGUUCACUUGCGCGCAGCCCGUCCUACAAGGUCCGACGGACACUCGCCGCGUCCUUGGGCGAGAUUGCGAAGAUCGUCGGGCCCGCAUAUGCUCAAGAGGACGUCCUCGACGUAUGGUGGUCCAGUAUUGAUGCCGAGGAAACGGAGGUCCGUCUGAAGACUAUAGAGUGCGCGGCUACAUUUGUGCGUGCUUUGGGGCCGUCGGAACGGAGUGAAGUUGUGCGGAAACUCUUCGAAGCAUUCACAACACGACGGCUCAAAGGCUGGAGGGAACGAGAGGAGGUUGUCAAGAGCCUGCCGUCUCUUUUGGACAUCAGCGGUCUAGAUGAAGAGGUCCUCAAAGAUCUCUUGAUGCGCGCGCUUGGCGAUCACGUAUCCGCUAUCAGAGAGGCUGCAAUAGCGGUCUUCCCUGCGUUCGUUCACGCUUGGCGAGCAGUCCCUAAGGCGAACGAACUUCGCUCCAACAUCAGGGCACUCGCCCGCUCAGAUGCGUAUCGCGAGCGGACAACAUUCGUGAGAUGCGAGCAAUCCCUCUUCGAGUCGAACGAUAGAGACUUCGUCGUCCCAGAUGACGAAUACUGGGAAAUCCUAUCUGCGCUCACUCACGAUCCUAUUGUGGACGUGCGCAUCCGAGUGGCCCGCUUGCUUGGGACGAUUUUCGAUGUCUACGGCAAGGGACAAUCCGCGGUCAUGAGCCGGGUGCUCGGACUCACAGCACCUCUGCUAGAUGAUGCUUCUCAAGACGUCCGAGCAUUCGCGACUUCCGUUCACGCUGGAGGGGUGCGCCCACAGUCACUCGCGCCGAUCGAGGCUACUCGUACUGCAAUCACGUUCUCACGACCUCCACCGCCCACACCGAGCUGACAAUGAAAGUGCCCAUGUGGUGGAUAUUCAUCUACCAAAGCAAGUCACACCCUGCUUCCUCAAUGGAAAGCCAACCUGGGCAUGUCGUUGGGAAGGCGCACUACCGCUCCCCAGCCAUUCCCAGAGCCGGACGCGGAUGGAGGUGGUCACGAUCCACACGGCCUGCGACGGUGGACUGUUGGUGGGGAGUCCGAACUGUAGGGCGCUGCGUUCACUGCCCUUCUGGUUUCCUACACGAACGUGACGUCGAUGCAAC
Molecule: messenger RNA, 4561 nt
Organism: Fomitopsis serialis
Lineage: Eukaryota; Fungi; Basidiomycota; Agaricomycetes; Polyporales; Fomitopsidaceae
Product: armadillo-type protein
Exons: 7
Coding region: 298-4305 (1335 amino acids)
Biological process (GO): protein dephosphorylation
Molecular function (GO): protein binding; protein phosphatase regulator activity
Source: RefSeq, a predicted model, not a curated record